AUGAAAGACACUCUGCGCAAGAAGCCCACCAAGACUAGCUCAGGCGGCGAGUUCGACGUGGCUUCGCAGCUUGAUGUCACCUCCCAGUCGAGUGAAUCCGUUUCGCCAAAUCCAUGGGCCAGCGAGGCUUCUUCCACCCUGACUGGUGAAGGCAUUUCUCGCCAGAUCUCCAAGCCUUCCAGAACCCCCGACACCACGUCGCCCAUACGAAGCAUCAUGUCUACUGCCACCAAGGAAGAAGAAUCCGGGUCGCCUUCCCCUUCGAUCCAGCGAUUGGAGGUUCCUGGCGCUGGCGACAACGCUGCCCCUGACGACUCAAGCAAACCCACUCGCCGAAGAAAGACCGUCACCAAAACUCCUCACACUUUCGAGCUCGAGGCUGAUCUGACUCCAGUCAAGCAAAAAGAACAGCAACCUCCCUCUGCACCAGAAGAACCGCCCAAGCAAGACGUCCUAACCCCGGCCCCCAAAAAGAAGAAACGCGUUUCUCAAGUUGCCCCUUCGGACGCCGCAACCACUCCCACCGUCAUGGUCAAUUCAGUGCCAUCAACUGAACAAGCAGCAUCUCCAUUAUCAUCCCCCAAAACACCUUCCUCUAGUGCACCAUCAUCCGCCUCGAAUCAAACUCAAACCUCCGCUCCCUCAGCGACGACUUCGCCAGCCUCCCUCAAACCAUCCGUCUCAUCGACUGUCACUCCGGUAAAUCCAUUCACGUCACAACGACCCAAGAAAUCUCAGUCUAUGUCUUCGGUCCCUCAAGUUUUUAGUUCCAAUCCGUGCCGUUUUACACCACCGCCGCUUCCGAAGGAAUCAUUCCACGGCAAAGUCAUCGUUCUCACUAACGGUGCCAGUCAGACAGGCCAGUCGUUAAUACGCCAUUUCCACGCGGCUGGGUGUCGGGUGAUUUUUGGCGACACGAAUAGCGACCAGGCUCGCAAAUUCAUCUCCUCUCUAGGCCCACCACACGUAGUCCACUUUAACAAAUGCGACAUGACCAAGUACUCUGACAUGCUGGAGCUCUUCAAGCUGGCCAUCACCAUGUACGGUCGCGUGGACCAUGCCAUCUUCGGCGUGGGCGACGAUGGCGGUCAAGCAUGCACGGUGGGCGCAGGUGAAAAGGGCUGGUUUGAAGACCGCCCCGGCAUAAACAAGACGGCCAAGAUGGCUUACGACGAAGUGGCCACCGAACCCGCGGGUUUAGCAAACAUCGUCACUGCGAGCAUCCGGUUUGCGCGGAUUGCAUUGGCCUAUCUGAAAUAUUCGCCCAAGUCCAAGAGCAGCAGCAGCAAGAAGGCAUUUGUAAAUCCUUAUUCGAGACCCCAGCCCGAACCUCCUGCCUCGCCAGGCUUGAACGACCGCAGUUUGACCUUCCUUACUUCUGUGGCAGCUUUCAAGGAAACCCCGCAGCUGCCCAUCUACCAAGUGACACAGCACUCGAUUCUCGGGCUGGUGCGAAGUCUCUGGACUAACAUUGACCCGGAUCCUGAGCGCGACGGCGUCCGCAUCAACGCCGUUGUCACGAACGUCAUGGUCCCGCGUGCCGUCGCGCAAUCCGGAGGCCGCAGCAUGUCCGUGCAGCUCCCGCCGGACAGGCCCGAAGACAUCGCGAGGGUCGUGGUGGGCGUGGUCGCGACUAACGCAUCGACACCGGACAUCAACGGCGCCACAAGGGAGACCUCAAGCGGCACUGCCGACGGCGGAGGCGGAGGAACAGGGGGUAUAUGGUACGAGAAGGGCCACGAGAGGGGCAUGCGCGAGAAGCACCUCCACGGCCGGGUCAUCUACGCGGUGGGCACCGAGGGCUGGGACGUGCAGGAGGGCAUGGACCGGAGCGAGGCUGUCUGGCUGGGACAGAAGCCCGCCGAGGCCCUGAAUCGCGGAAUGGCCGGCCUCCGCCUCGGCGGCCAGAGUACCUGGAUCUUGGAUCUGGUCUGA
Molecule: messenger RNA, 1935 nt
Organism: Cladophialophora bantiana CBS 173.52
Lineage: Eukaryota; Fungi; Ascomycota; Eurotiomycetes; Chaetothyriales; Herpotrichiellaceae
Exons: 1
Coding region: 1-1935 (644 amino acids)
Source: RefSeq, a predicted model, not a curated record